GGUGACGGACCCGCGGGACGGACGGAGAGUCGCGCUCAAAAAGAUGCCCAACGUGUUCCAAACUCUCGUCUCCAGUAAGCGAGUCUUUCGCGAGCUGCGGAUGCUCUGUUUCUUCAAGCACGAGAAUGUGCUGUCAGCCCUCGACAUUCUCCAGCCUCCACACCUCGACUUCUUCCAGGAGAUAUACGUGAUCACAGAGUUGAUGCAGAGCGACCUUCACAAGAUCAUCGUCUCCCCUCAACACCUCUCAGCCGACCACGUCAAGGUCUUCCUCUACCAGAUACUCAGAGGUGAGUCUCUUCCCCCUCCCUCUUCCUCUACCAGAUACUCAGAG
Procambarus clarkii (red swamp crayfish) is the source of this 334-nucleotide messenger RNA. Lineage: Eukaryota; Metazoa; Arthropoda; Malacostraca; Decapoda; Cambaridae. The record is from RefSeq and is a predicted model, not a curated record.